AUGAUAUGGAAAUGUUUCAUGGAGGCCGUGGCGGAAGAGUCUGCAGGGAAUGAUGUGAAACCUGUGUUGAUGACUCAAGCGGUCAACCUGCGGAGAAAGGCGACGCCCCCGUUUUCGGAUGAUAGUUUUGGUAAUUUAGUGUGGCCAGCAAUGGGCUUGUGGAGCAACCCUGUAGAAAAGGAGUCGACAGAGUUGGUGAGUGAGGUGAAAAAAGUGAUAGCAAAAAUAGAUGGUGAGUUUGUGAGACGAUUGGGGAGUGAUUGUAUGCUUGAACUUUUGGAGGAAUUGAGGAAUGUGUUGCCUCAAGAAGCUACUUAUCUUGAUUUCAGUAGCUGGGCAAAUAUGGGUCUUUCCGAGGUUGAUUUUGUGAUCUUAUUUGAUUCGAAAUCCGGAGGUAUAGAAGCAUCAGUAGUUCUUAAUCAAAAAAUAUGUAGCAAGGUUUGA
This is a messenger RNA of Salvia hispanica, 444 nucleotides long. Lineage: Eukaryota; Viridiplantae; Streptophyta; Magnoliopsida; Lamiales; Lamiaceae. The record is from RefSeq and is a predicted model, not a curated record.